UUGGCGAAGAAAGGAACAGCUGGCAGUUAUGGCGGAUCCUGGAAAGAUGGAAGAAGGGCUAGCUCAUGCAGAAGUUGCUCCUGACCAAGAACGUAAAGAUAAGCGUGAUGGAAAGGUGGAGAAAGAGGAGGGUGUAGCAGCAGAUCGUAUUGGAAAUGAUAAAGAAGAGAGGGCGGCUACCGCUCAAGUUGAACAACAAAACUUGGAGGAGCAACCACUAGUCAAGCAAAAGACCAAGAGGGUUGCCACCUUGGAUGCAUUUAGAGGGCUCACCGUCGCGCUGAUGAUAUUAGUAGAUGAUGCUGGGGGAGCAUAUCCGAGGAUUGAUCACUCACCCUGGAAUGGCUGCACGCUAGCUGACUUUGUGAUGCCAUUUUUUCUCUUCAUUGUCGGGGUAGCAAUAGCCCUAGCUCUCAAGAAAAUUCCAAAGAUCAAGGAUGCAAUUAAGAAGAUAAGCUUAAGAACCCUGAAGCUUCUCUUUUGGGGAGUUUUGUUGCAAGGUGGAUACUCCCAUGCGCCUGGUGAUCUUGUCUAUGGAGUUGACAUGAAACAAAUCCGAUGGUGUGGCAUCCUCCAGAGAAUAGCAUUGGUUUACUUCAUUGUAGCCAUGAUAGAGACACUGACUAGAAAGCACAGACCAACAGUUUUGGAACCUGGACGUUUAUCAAUUUUUACUGCAUACCGCUGGCAAUGGAUUGGAGGAUCCGUUGCUUUUGUCGUUUACAUGAUCACAACGUAUUCACUAUACGUCCCAGAUUGGAGUUUUGAGGUAGACAAUGGCGAUGAAGCAACGAGAUACACGGUCAAAUGUGGGAUGAGAGGACACCUAGGACCUGCUUGCAAUGCUGUUGGUUAUGUGGAUCGAGAGGUUUGGGGCAUUAAUCAUCUCUACUCAAGUCCUGUCUGGCAACGCCUAAAGGCUUGCACUCUUAGUUCUCCAGGUUCUGGUCCUUUCCGUGAAAAUGCCCCAAGCUGGUGCCGUGCUCCAUUUGAACCAGAAGGCUUACUAAGUUCAAUUUUGGCUAUCCUCUCCGGCACCAUUGGGAUCCAUUGUGGACAUGUUUUAAUUCAUUUCAAGGGUCACUCUGAGAGGCUCAAGCAAUGGGUCUCGAUGGCGUUGGGCUUAAUUAUUGUAGCCAUUAUUCUUCAUUUUACGGACGCUAUUCCCAUCAACAAGCAGCUUUACAGUUUCAGCUAUGUGUGUUUCACAGCCGGUGCAGCAGGAAUUGUUUUCUCUGCAUUCUACGUCCUGAUUGAUGUAUGGGGAUUCAGGACACCAUUUUUGUUCCUGGAAUGGAUAGGAAUGAAUGCAAUGCUGGUAUAUGUGCUUGGGGCACAAGGCAUCCUUGCAGCAUUUGUAAAUGGAUGGUAUUAUGAGUCCAGCAACAACACCCUUGUCUAUUGGAUCCAAAAACACGUCUUCAUAAAUGUUUGGCACUCGGAGAGGCUAGGGACCCUUUUAUAUGUAAUAUUUGCAGAAAUUGCUUUCUACGGAGUCCUUUCAGGCAUCUUGCACAAAUUGGGUAUAUAUUGGAAGCUAUAAGAGUCAACAUUGCUACAGAAUAUAGGAAGGACUAGAUAAUGUGUAAUACUUGAUUUACAAAUUGUACAUUAGAUUUUUAAACAUUUCUCUUUCUUUCUUUCUCCCUCUGUAAACCUUGUUUGCUUGUUCAAAUUUUCACCUGCUUGCUAAUAAUAGUUAA
Molecule: messenger RNA, 1703 nt
Organism: Theobroma umbraticum
Lineage: Eukaryota; Viridiplantae; Streptophyta; Magnoliopsida; Malvales; Malvaceae
Source: RefSeq, a predicted model, not a curated record